AUGGCCGCCGCAAGCUCGGCCGCCCAGAUGCCCUUUAUCAAAAACCUCGCAUCGAGCGACCGCCGCCUCCGCUCGCAGUCGCUCGCCGCCCUCGAGACGUUCCUCUCGGCACGCACCUCGCUCGCCGACCACGAGGCCCUCCGCCUCUGGACGGGCCUCUUCUACGCGCUCUGGAUGACGGACCGCCCGCGCCCGCAGCUCGCCCUGGCGGCCCAGCUGGCCGCGCUGCCGGCCCGCCUGCGCGCCGACUGCGUGCCCCCGUUCCUCGGGGCCUUCUGGCCGGUGCUGUCGCGCCAGUGGGCCGGGGUGGACGCCCUCCGCGUCGACAAGUUCCUCGCGCUGGCGCGGCGGGUGCUGGGCGCGCACGUGCGCUUCGCCCGCGAGCAGGGGUGGCGCGGCGACGGCGUGGCCCGCGUGGCCGGCGUGCUGGCCGGCAGCCUGGACGAGGGGGUCGCCCCGGGCCUGCGGCUGCACGUGCUGGACGUGUGGGUGGACGAGAUGGAGCGCGAGGGCGCGCUGCUGGCCGACGGGGGGGGUCGCGCCUUCGCCGAGGCGUUUGCGGAGGCGGUGCGGCGGGCGGCCGAGGGCAGCGCGGUGCGGAGCGUGCGCGCGCGGGCGAGGGAGAGCCUGGCGGAUGGGCGGCUGCCGUGGGGGAAGAAGGAGGAGGAGGAGGAUGGCGGGGACGAGGACGAGGACGAAUGGAGCGGCAUCGAGGAUUAG
This is a messenger RNA of Ustilaginoidea virens, 720 nucleotides long. RefSeq lists its product as uncharacterized. The record is from RefSeq and is a predicted model, not a curated record. The transcript is spliced from 2 exons. Lineage: Eukaryota; Fungi; Ascomycota; Sordariomycetes; Hypocreales; Clavicipitaceae. Gene Ontology annotation, cellular component: preribosome, small subunit precursor; nucleus; preribosome, large subunit precursor. Gene Ontology annotation, biological process: rRNA processing. The coding region runs from base 1 to 720 and encodes 239 amino acids.